AUGGAGUACAUUACACAAUUCACUGGCAAGGUGCGCUAUUUAAAACGAGCAGACAACAUCGUCGCAGACACCCUCUCUCACAUUGACAUGGCUUCUGUUGUACCUGACACUAGAAUUAAUUAUCCAGCCAUGGCAGAAGAACAGAAACGGGAAUACAGUCAAAUCAUCGCUUGCCAAUGGCUAAAAAAUGACGAUGACGCAAGUAGAGAUGCUUCAAGGUGCCAAGAUCUGGUGUUAUUUGUCAACGGGAAAACAUCGUCUUUUCGUUUCUACCGCCAUGCGGAAAUUGGUAAUCUUUGUGAAUAA
Messenger RNA from Protopolystoma xenopodis, 306 nucleotides. NCBI's taxonomy places the organism in Eukaryota, Metazoa, Platyhelminthes, Monogenea, Polystomatidea, Polystomatidae. The record is from the annotation of a GenBank genome assembly.